Coffea eugenioides is the source of this 2313-nucleotide messenger RNA. Its product is annotated as nitrate regulatory gene2 protein. Lineage: Eukaryota; Viridiplantae; Streptophyta; Magnoliopsida; Gentianales; Rubiaceae. Bases 13 to 2202 code for a protein of 729 amino acids. The record is from RefSeq and is a predicted model, not a curated record. The transcript has 4 exons.
UUAAAUAUUGUCAUGGGUUGUACACAAUCUAGAAUAGACAAUGAAGAAUCAGUGUCAAGAUGCAAAGAGCGGAGGAACCUUAUGAAAGAGGCGGUUUCAGCUAGGAACGCUUUUGCUUCAGCACAUUCCGGUUAUGCCGUUUCUUUGAAGAACAUCGGCGCCGCCUUGAGUGACUACGCACAAGGCGAAGCGCCACCAUCCGCCACCUCGGCGGCAGCUGUCGGCAUUGAGCCCACAUUGGAGCCACCACCGAGGCCUCCUCCUCCUCCUGGGUCCCCCCUACCCCCUCCUCCUCCUCUGCCUAACUUUUCGCCUUCUCCAUCGCCACCGCUCCAGCGGUCCGUGACCAUGCCGGAAUUUUCAUCGUCGAAGCUGAUGAGGGUGAAAAUGAAGGGAAUUGACGAGGAUGAGGAUGAAGAAGAGGAAUUUGAGGAGGAUGAUGAGAGAAAUGGUUCUUCAUUGAGGCCUAGAAAUAGGCGAAAUGCGGUUGAAGAAAUAGCUCCCGAGACCGCUGUAAGGACGCCUUAUACGCCGCCCCCACCGGAGAGUAAAGGGAUGGCUUGGGAUUAUUUCUUUAUGGUGAAUAAUAUGCCGGGUUCAGAUUUGGGGGAAGUGGAGGAAGAGGAGUAUAUAAUGGAGGAACAAAAUGGGAAUGAGGGUGGAAGAUUUAGCAAUGUGGGUGGCAGUGAUGACUUCAAGACUCCAGAGAAGGUUGGAAUUGAUAGAAGAGGGAUGGAGACGGAGGAAGAGGUGACCCCUGUGGUAGUAGUGAAGGAGAAGCAAUUUAUGCAUUCGAAGACAGCGCCUGCAGGAAUUAGUGGAGUAGGGAAUGGUAAUAUUGAGAAAGUAGUAGCUAGUAGUAGUGGUGUUGAUUUCUUGAAGAUUCUGAGUGAUGUUGAUGAUCAUUUUCUCAAGGCUUCUGAGAGUGCACAAGAGGUUUCCAAAAUGCUUGAGGCUACAAGAAUGCAUUAUCAUUCGAAUUUUGCUGACAAUCGAGGGCACAUUGACCAUGCUGCAAGAGUCAUGCGAGUUAUUACCUGGAACAGAUCGUUCAGAGGUGUGCCAAAUGGUGAUGUUGUAAAUAAUGAUCCUGAUGCAGAAGAAUACGAGACACACGCCACUGUUUUAGAUAAGUUGCUAGCAUGGGAGAAAAAGUUAUACGAGGAAGUCAAGACUGGUGAACAUAUGAAACUCGAAUAUCAGAGGAAAGUCACUCUCUUGAGCAAGCUUAAAAAACGUGGUGCAAGUAUUGAAUCACUGGAGAAAGCGAAGGCUGCUGUUAGUCAUUUACAGACACGAUAUAUAGUUGACAUGCAGUCACUGGAUUCAACGGUCUCAGAAGUGAAUGAUAUCCGUGACAAGCAACUGUAUCCAAAACUUGUUGCUCUCAUUAAUGGGAUGACCAAGAUGUGGGAAUCAAUGUGGAUGCAUCAUCAAGAUCAGAAGAACAUUGCUACUGACCUCAAAUUGCUUGAUGUUACUGCUGCUCCCAGAGAGACGAGCAAACAUCACCACGAGCGCACUCGCCAGCUUUUACAUCAUGUCGAAGACUUGCAUUCACAUCUGGAAAAGCUCAUGACAAAUCAGAAACAGUACAUCCAUUUCCUUAACAGCUGGUUGAAGCAAAAUCUCAUCCCAAUUGAAAGCAGUUUGAAAGAGACAAUAUCAUCACCACCCAGAUCCCAAAAUCCUCCAAUUCAACCCCUCCUUCAAAUUUGGCAUGACCAUCUUGAGAAGCUUCCUGAUGACGCCGCCAAAUCUGCAAUCCAUACCUUUUCUGAGGUGGUCAAGAGAAUCCUUGUUCAUCAAGAGGAGGAAAUGAAGCUCAAGGAAAAGUGCGAGGAAACGAGAAAAGAAUAUUUGCGCAAGAGCCAGGCUUUUGAAGACUGGUAUCACAAGUACAUGCAACGUAGAACUCCACAUGAUGAUGCAGACCCUGAUAGACCUGAAGAAACUAAUCCCAAUGACCCUCUUGCCGAGAAGCGGUUUGUGGUGGAGAGCUUGAAAAAGAGGUUGGAAGAGGAAAUGGAAGCUCACCAGAAGCACUGCAUUCAAGUGAGGGAGAAGUCUUUAGCAAGUCUCAAAAUCGGGUUGCCUGACCUUUUCAGAGCUGUGUCAGAUUAUGCUGAGGCAUGUUUAAAUGCUUAUGGUAGUUUGAGAUCACUCGCACAGUCACCCAAGCCAAAUGGAGUUUCUUCAUGACUGUGUAACGCUUGCUUCACUAUUAAGUUAGUACGUUCUUGGCUUUCCCUAGUAAACGCCUAAUUUAUUGUGGAAAUACUUUUGUGCGAGUUCUACCUUGGAAUUUUGUGA